This is a messenger RNA of Labrus mixtus (cuckoo wrasse), 973 nucleotides long. Its product is annotated as protein FAM107B. Lineage: Eukaryota; Metazoa; Chordata; Actinopteri; Labriformes; Labridae. The transcript is spliced from 5 exons. The record is from RefSeq and is a predicted model, not a curated record. Gene Ontology annotation, biological process: actin filament bundle assembly; actin filament polymerization; regulation of actin cytoskeleton organization. Gene Ontology annotation, cellular component: stress fiber; synapse; neuron projection. Bases 209 to 787 code for a protein of 192 amino acids.
GUUCUUGGUUUGAUGUUAUGAAGCUGGCCGGGCUGCCUCAAAGUUUGGCGGGCUAAUCGACCCCAGUGAACGGGCUGUCAGGCUGCCAGGUGGCAGGGGGGAGGAAGAGGAGGGUGGGGGCCGAGGCUGAAGGGGAAAAGGAGAGGAAAGAACCAGAAAGACAGGAAGGCUGCGUGUGAACCUGCGGCUCAGCAGGGAACUGGGAAUAAUGGGAACCACUUAUGGAAAGAAGAAGGCGUACAGCAUCGACCACGAGCCUCCUACGAAGCAGCAGUACGUGAAAAAUGGAAAGCACCCGCACGGCAAAGCCUCGGCGUACGCAAACCUGCAGCAGCACCGUCCUGAGGGCAGGAAGCCGUCCCCGGUGUCCGGCUACGUCCCCCAGCCCGACUACCUGGACGGAGACGAGGACGAGGACCUCAUCAAACCCAAGAAACUCGUGAAUCCUGUGAAAGCGUCAAAAAGUCACCAAGAGCUUCACCGAGAGCUGAUGAGCAGCUGCAAACGCGGCGGGUCGAGUACGGUGGAGACGAAGCCGGAGCUGCAGAGAGUUCUGGAGUCGAGGAAACGAGAUCAGAUCAUCAAACAGAGGAAACAGGAAGACGAAGCUCGCAAGAAGAUUUCUCCUCUGGAGGCCGAACUGCAGAAGAGACACAAGAAACUGGAGGAGAUGGAGAAACAACAGGAGAAAGAGCAGGAAGAGAACCUGAAAGCUCCAGAGUUCGUCAAAGUGAAGGAAAACCUGAGACGGACGUCGUUUCAGGGAAAAGACGAGAAAGAGGUGUAGAGACGGAGACGCCGUCCAUCAGAGAAAACACUUUGACACGUGUACAGGUCAAUCAGAGACACAUUGUGAGGACUUCUCACUGCACGCUGAGGAGACACUGAGGAGACGCUUAGGAGACGCUGAGGAGACGCUGAGGAGACGCUGAGGAGACGCUGAGGAGACGCUUAGGAGACGCUGAGGAGACAC